UUUCCCUACCAAACAGAAAUUACCGGGGGAACCAGCUAUCCUUACUGUGGCCUCCUCAUACUCACCGGUGACUCCAAACCUCAGACGCUCCGAACCUCGAAAGCGGGAACCGGUAAGAUCAGUUCUGAAAAAGCUCAAUUCUUUCCGGGAAUCCGCAACUUUUUUGCUUGGUCUUCCAAUCCUACGGGACUUUAAUUUGUUCAAUAGAUCUCAAUUGCUAUAUAAUGUUCAUUUUUUUUAGUUAUUAAUCUUGUAUGCCUCUUUGAUUCAUUUAUCUUAUGCAGGCCAUAUCAAAUUAUUGGGAACAGACCAUGAAAACUGUGAGGGAUCAUCAUGGAGAGGAAGAGGAGGAUGAAUUAGGCUCGAAGAAAAAUGCUACGAAUUCCCAUAGUAGUACUCCCGGAGAUGGAAAGAAUAAUGACAAGGCCAAUGUAAUAAGGUCUAAACAUUCUGUAACGGAGCAGCGUAGGAGGAGUAAGAUCAACGAGAGAUUUCAGAUAUUAAGAGACCUGAUACCUAAUACAGAUCAAAAGCGAGAUACUGCAUCAUUUCUGUUUGAGGUGAUUCAGUAUGUACAGUAUUUACAGGAGAAGGUACAAAAGUAUGAAGGAUCAUAUCAAGCGUGGAGUUCUGAGCCAACAAAACUAAUGCCUUGGAGUUUUUCAGAAUCCCCCCCACAAGCUGUAAAGAAUGGUCCGGCAUAUGCUGGGAGGUUUGAUGAGAAUGCUAUCACAGCCCCUUCAACAGCUUUGCAACCAACAAUUCAGCAGAAUCGAGUUGAAUCAUCUUCUGCCACCUUCAAUGGGGCACAACAUAAUGAGCUUGCUACUAAGCAUCUGCUGGCAAGUUUGCCAGCUUCUGAUGCCCAAUCAACUGAAUGCCUCCCCAACAGAAUGGAAGAUGCUCUUGGUCAACAGGCGGAGCCGCCAGCUAUAGAGGGUGGAACAAUAAACUUUUCAGGUGUUUACUCCCAAGGACUACUAAAUUCUUUAGGACAAGCGUUGCAAAGCACUGGUGUAGACCUAUCACAUGCCACCAUCUCUGUACAGAUAGAUCUUGGAAAACGGGCAAAUAGGGGAUUAAGUACAGCAGUAAUGGGUGCCAGGGAUAUUGACCAUAAGAAACCUGCUGCACCAUCUUCGAGUCAAGUAGUGGGUUAUUUUCGUGAACCGGACACCGAUGGAGAUAUGGAUCAAGCUCAGAAAAGGCUGAGGAUUUAGGUAUAGCACAAUCAAUAUCCCCCUGAUUUAUUUCAAGAUUGUGCAUAUGGUAGUUGUUGCUCAUGUCCAUUGAUGUAAUGCCUUCACUUAUUUGUUCACUCCAUUAUUUUAAGUUUCGGUUGGCGAGGGAGCUCAUUGUGAUCAUGUUCAUUGAAUCCAAAACCUAAUGCUCUCAAGUAACCAAUUACCAUCUCUUCAUUUUUUCUCCCCAAUUUUUAUAGAAUAGAGUGUACUAUUCGUAAUACCACCAUGUGUUUUGGAAUUUACACAUGACAAAGACGGGCCAAAACCAUGGUUUAAACUGCUGUGUUGGCAGUCAUGGCAGGUUGCUUAUGUUGAUCCAGCAACAAACCCCCCGAAUUUAGUUCAACCAAAGAACUUAGGAGGACUGAUGUGCAAUUCCAUGUGCUAGGACUUAGGAGGACGAAAUGCAAUUCGCUGACAACCAAAGAUAUUUAAAAUAACAAACAGUUAUCAUGCAAAUUGAUACAGAAAAAGGAGAGAAGACUUCUAUGUGUAGUGAUUAUCCCAAUUCCAAAGGUAGUUUCUUAGAUCCAUUUGUAAAUAUAAAUGGUGCAAGAAAUUCGUAUCAUCAGGGAAAAUGCAUAUUUCAUUUUCCGAAGUGAGGUAACCUCAAUGUUUGAAGUGAAUGUUAUUUGAAAUAGUGCAUGUCAUUAAUUCAUGUUUGUUUGGUUUAAUUUAGUAAUUUUUGCAAGAUUUUACAUGUAUAAUUGGAGAUAUGAAUCUCGUGUACUGAGUUUGGCAUUUUUGCAGCAAAGUAGGAAAAACAUUUACUAUUUUGGUGUUUUGUGGGUGUAUUAUGAACUGGGUACAUAAGUUCACGUGUAAUAUGUAGAUUAGUGUCAAUUAGCAUAUACGUAACUAUUUUGGAC
Cuscuta epithymum is the source of this 2113-nucleotide messenger RNA. The record is from the annotation of a GenBank genome assembly. Lineage: Eukaryota; Viridiplantae; Streptophyta; Magnoliopsida; Solanales; Convolvulaceae.